Molecule: messenger RNA, 348 nt
Organism: Sabethes cyaneus
Lineage: Eukaryota; Metazoa; Arthropoda; Insecta; Diptera; Culicidae
Product: cuticle protein 19-like
Exons: 2
Coding region: 16-348 (110 amino acids)
Cellular component (GO): extracellular matrix
Source: RefSeq, a predicted model, not a curated record
UACAGGAGAUCCAAGAUGUUCAAGAUCAUCAUUCUGGUUGCCUGUCUGGCUGCGAUUGCCUUGGCUCAGUCCGGAGGAGAACAAGACGAUCACUACCAUACGUAUCCUAAGUAUAAGUACGAAUAUGGCGUCAAGGAUCACCAUACCAAGGAUCACAAGAGCCAGUGGGAACAACGUGAUCAUGACCACGUUAAGGGACAGUACACGCUGGACGAAGCUGAUGGCACUCACCGCGUUGUGGAUUACAGUUCCGAUCACAAGACCGGAUUCCAGCCACAUGUGCAGCGCAAGGGUCACGCCCACCAUCCACAUGGAGAGAGCUAUGCCAACAUCGAACAGCACUAUUAG